Messenger RNA from Seminavis robusta, 735 nucleotides. The record is from the annotation of a GenBank genome assembly. NCBI's taxonomy places the organism in Eukaryota, Bacillariophyta, Bacillariophyceae, Naviculales, Naviculaceae.
AUGUGGAAGCCAGGGACAGCCAAGCCCAAGAACAAGAAUAAACGCAAGUCCCCCAGUCGCAGCAACAGUCAAGGCAGCGGCCAACCGUCAGCGCCCGCAAAGGACAACAAGAAGAAAGACAAUGUUCCAGACACGGGUCCUACCGCUGAAGCGUCAGCAGCUGCGUCUCAAAAGAAAUUGUCGGGUGCUCUGAUGAAUAUGAAAUUCAUGAAACGAACCAGCAACCGUCGACAGCCACAGCAGCCAACCAAGGAGACUCCAAAAACUCAAGAGACCAAGACAACGCCUGAUAAUGAUGACGAUCCCAUGGAAGUGGAUACGGCACCCAUUGUGGCACAUUCUCCACUGGUAGUACAGCGACAACAUCAACAACAACAAUCAAUCCCACACGAACAGUUAUUGGUGGAUGCGACCGCUACCAAUACUGACAUGUACGGUUUGUCCGUGGCGGUGAUUGGUCGUCGAUCCUUUGGCGGAUUCAAUCGUCCCGUCGAAGCAUCCUGGAAGGCUUCCUACAGAGCGCACAAGGAAGGCAUCAUCGACACUAACAGCAACAACAACAAUGAUGCCAAGGCAUCCGAUGAGGAACUCUUGAAACGAUAUGCCAACCUCGUCAAACAACGCGAUAAUGCCGGUAGAAAACCCGUGGGAAAUUUACAAGAAAAGGUCAAACCACGCAAGAAAAUGCAAAGUCCCAAUAAUAAUAAAGGUGGAGAAAAGAGAAAACGGAGAUGA